AUGACGUUAGGAGAUUGGUUUGUACUGGUGGCGCUUGCUUUCGUGUCUGAGGUCAGGAUGGAUCCUACGAGCAGUGCUCACGGCAAGCCUCUCAAACCGGGCGUUUACAAAACCCUGCAAACAAAGGGUUCCGCUGGAAAAUUGGUAGCGGAUUUCACUACGAAGCUUACGCCAGACAGACCGACAUUCCAUGUGGCGGAGGUGGACCUUUAUCGCGGUGAGAGCAUUACCAUCACGUGCCCAUGCGCGCGUGCAACGGUCUCUAACUUCUACCCGAACGAAUUAACCAAGUACUAUACAUCACCGCCUCGCGGUGGGUCGUGCCUCGAAGCAGCGCCAUACACGAAAGAUGACAUCGCCAACAACCUUUUGACGUUCGCGGAUGAACGGCUGGGGUUCCUCGAUGACAUCACCGACUCGCUGAUACUCAUAGAGUAUUGCAAAUCGUCGAGGCGGCUGUCGUUCCUAUGGACCGGAGAGAAGGUGAGAGCACUUUCCACGAUGUAUUUUGUCUGCCUGAAUGAAUGCCACAGACGGGAGAUAUACAACCCUUCGGCGCUCAUUGCCGUACGCGUCAUACCCGACCAACCCGUCAUAAUGGAUAAUUUUAUCCACAUCAGCCACAUCGAUUUCCGCCCAAUGAUGCACGAUCUCAUCUAUACAAAGGAAUACUCCGCGGUCGACCAACUGAUAGCACUGUGCAGGGGCCCAGAAGACGAAAAGGUGGCUGGGACGUGGACACCAGUUGAACAUGAAGCUAUGAAACACAACGUAUUACACUCGGACAAGGUCACGCCUUCUCGCAUUAAUCCUAAAUGGAAGGAUUCGGUUUCGCUGCACAACGUUUCCGUAAACUUUAAAAAUAUCGGUGGUGGAAGCCUAGUCGUGAAGAGCCGUGGCCUGUCAUCGCUCUUUCGCGUAUUCAAAGGGAAAUUUUACCUGAGCUGCACUUCAAGUAACCAACAAUUAGAGAGCAUAUUCCACCUUGUUUCCAACACCGUCUCGGUUAUCGACAUCAUCAAACCGGGUCCCAGGGCGGCGGGGGAUGAGAAUGGUGAGGCCACUCACCGACAGAAAGCGGUGCAGAUGUACGAAUAUAAUCUGACCCAUGCCAGGGCCGUGGCCCUGUACUGCCCACUUGAAACGCACAUGUUGUGGCCUUCGAGUCUUAUGUCGGUUGGUGCAGCAAAAUUCAUGAUGGAAAUGCGCCUCAUGUUUCCUAACACGCGCUUAUCGAAGCGAGGAGAGCACCUCAUGGUCAUUGAUUUCUCCAACACCUCGGCACUAGAGGACAUGACCCUGCAAAUCAGCUGCAAGAGCAGAACCCAGGAUUACACCUCAUAUGUUUUUGCGCUGAAAAAUACAAAGAUGUGCAUAUUCGACGAUGACAUGGAGCUUUGGCGGCCCUGCAAGAUCAUUCUGCGCCCCUCUGAGAAGUUGCUUGUAAGGUGCCCCCGCAGAUCUGAGAGGGAGUACUUCCCUCUACAGCCGGAAGACGUCCGACACGGCUACGUCAGGGUAGACGACGAUUACGUCGUGGAUAAACACGCUGGAAUCACCAGGAGUCUAGUUAAAGACAGCAGGGGGGAGUCGCACAAAAUCGUGUUCAGUGGAGUCCAUGGUCGCAGCCCCAUCAGGGACGAAGUUCACUACGAAUGCAGCAGCCAUCAACGCGACUAUUCGACAACCGAGAACAGCCCCAUCGUCAUAGUCAAACUGGUGGGCGAGUUCGAGGAAUUCGACAGCGCAGGCAAAAUUCUAAUCCCGGACAACUCCAUACUAAAGCCCACUGAUGGACCCAAAUUGUUCCAUAUCUUGCUGGCUGCGGGGCAGAAACGACGAAUCGACUGCUCCGACUUCUUUGUCAACCGUCCAGCUACUCGUUUGUACCCGAGUAAAGCGUGGGAGGUCUACGACGACAUACCACGCUUCUUCCCGGGUGUGCUCAUGGACAAAAUUCGUGGCAGGCCACUCUACGCCACCAGGGCCAUGCACGGGCUGACUAUGGUGAAACAGCCCAAAAACGCAGAAUCGGUCUUCGAGAUGUAUCUAGACCCCGAUUACGUGCUCUCGUCAAGAAGUGACAACGCUAUGUACUUUCUGUGCACAAGAAACCAUUUAUGGGACGACCAGAACAGCGACGUCGCCGUCGUCCAGAUUUAUAUACGAAGCAACACCCCCAACCACUACGGGGUGAGCGCCGAGGAUGCGUUGUUUCGUCUGGACUACUCCUACCCGAAGAGCACCUACAACAGUGCAACGUUCAACAUCGCCGAACACAACGUCGUGGCAUUGCACUGCCCCAAGGGGCCGGAUGAUAAAAUUCUGCCCGAAUGCCACGACGUAAAUGCGCCGUCACUAGACACACAGAGCACUGCUGUUCAACGCAGCAGUAACUUGUUACAGAAUAUCAUGGAAAAAAACACCCGCGGCGGAUUCAAGUCGUUGUGGUACAUCUCAACGGAUAUGUUGAGGAACGAAUCCCAGCAGCCAGUCGUGGACGUGGAGUGCCGGUGCCUCGACGAAAACAAUGAACUGCUGGCGGUGGUAUACCUAACAUCGCGGUCAGGCAUGGCACACGCCGCGGUGAAAUUCAUUACUGUAGCUGCGAUUUUAGCCAUCUUUGGCACGGCUUCAAUCACAUAG
Messenger RNA from Babesia bigemina, 2646 nucleotides. RefSeq lists its product as hypothetical. The record is from RefSeq and is a predicted model, not a curated record. The transcript has a single exon. Bases 1 to 2646 code for a protein of 881 amino acids. NCBI's taxonomy places the organism in Eukaryota, Apicomplexa, Aconoidasida, Piroplasmida, Babesiidae.